AUGAUGAAUACUAGUAGUAGUAGUAGUAGCAGUAAUAGCCAUUAUUCAUCACCUCCUUUUAUAAUAUCACCUUCAUUAUCACCGUUAUCACCAUCAUCGAGUACACUUGCUGGACAGCAACAUAGUAAUAACGCAACAACAACAACAACAACAACAACAAUGGGAGUAGAAAUAAUGUCAAGUCAUCAUUCAUCAUCAUCGUCAUCUUCGACUAUGAUUGAUACAACUGGUAUGAUGGGUUGUUAUAACAAGCAGACAAUCAUUUCAUCGUCAACUACAGUUCAGUCAUCGUCAUGUGACAGUAGUAAUGUAUCAUUUGGUCUACCUCCACCACCACCUCCUCCACCAUCAAUGCCAUCAAAUAAUAUUAUAUCCAUUCACAAGAGAAAGUUGAUUAAUAUUAAUAAUAAUAGAUCAUCGUCAUCUUUGACAACGCCAUCAUCCUCAUCCUCCUCUUCAUCAUCAUCUGCAUCCCCUGUAACGAUGGAUCAAUUAUUAAGUGGAUUCAAUCGAAACAAUCUUGCACGAACCAAAACAAAGGUUAGAACAGCUGAUGGUCGUAUCUAUGAAGAACAAGUAUCUCUACAAAUAUGUGAAUUCAAAGGGAUCGAUGAAUCAUCUGUCACCAAGAAAUAUACUACCAUCACCAACCUACCACCUUUUAUUUAUUGUAAUAAUCAAUGUAAAUGGACUGAAUAUAAAUAUCAUCAACAAAAUAAUAAUAAUAAUAAUCAACAACAACAACAACAACUAAACGGAAAUGGACAUCAUCAUAAUGUCACUAAUAAUAAUAACAGUAAUAAUAUCAAUAUUUUAACAAUCAAUGUUUGGUUUGAUAGUUUUGUAUGGCAUGAAAGAGCACAAUCAUUAUUUGAAGAGAUAUCAUCAUUGCUACCAGACGUUGUUUGUCUUCAAGAGGUGACACCAAUGUUUUUAGAUUUAUUAAAAGAACAAAUAUGGGUAAAGAAUCACUAUAUACUAUCAGAUUCUGGUCAAUCAGAUACUGUUUUCCCAUACGGUACUAUCAUUAUGACAAAAUAUCAACAACACAAUAAUAAUAGAUACAAAUUAGUAUCUUUUACAUUGUAUCCAUUACCAAGUAACCAAAAUAGAAGAAUGAUCAUGUCAACAUUGAUCGAUACUCUAUUAAACAAGACUAUUAUUAUUGGUUCUGUACAUUUGGAAAGUUUAAAACAAAAUGGUCAAGAUAGAGUAAAACAAUUGGAUUAUAUAUCAAAUACUUUUAAAUCAUUGGUUAAUUCUCAUGGCCCUUCUUCUUGUACACCACUUUCCUCUUCUUCUUCCUCUUGUAUUGGUGAUAAGAUAUCAAUACCCAAUUCACCACCACCUUCACCUCUUUCUCCACCAUCUUCUCCUAUUAAACAACAACAACCUACAAUAUACUCAACAUCUCCUCUUAUACCAUCAAUGUUUUUAGUAGGAGAUUUUAAUUUUGGAGAAUCAACAUUUGAAGACAAGGAAUUAAUUGAAAAAGGAUUUACUGAUUUAUGGAAAUGUCCAACAUUGACCAACAAUAAUGAAAAUAACCACAAUAGUCCUACCAUUGACAAUUCAACAAAUGGUAUCACAUGUAUUAAAAAGAAUGAAAGAGUUGAUAGACUUGUAUAUUGGAAUAAUCCACAACACCACCAACAACAACAACAACAACAACAAAAGGUUAGAGUAACACUUAUUAAUAUGAUUGGAACCAAAGCAAUUGAAAUUGAAGAAGAAAAGAGAAGAAUUGAAAAGAUUGAUAGAGAUGAAAUAAUAUAUCCAUCUGAUCAUUUUGGUUUACAAUGUCAUAUUAAUCAUUGUUGUUAA
Messenger RNA from Cavenderia fasciculata, 1824 nucleotides. RefSeq lists its product as uncharacterized. Gene Ontology annotation, cellular component: PML body; cytoplasm. NCBI's taxonomy places the organism in Eukaryota, Evosea, Eumycetozoa, Acytosteliales, Cavenderiaceae. Gene Ontology annotation, molecular function: 5'-tyrosyl-DNA phosphodiesterase activity; single-stranded DNA binding. Bases 1 to 1824 code for a protein of 607 amino acids. Gene Ontology annotation, biological process: double-strand break repair. The transcript has a single exon. The record is from RefSeq and is a predicted model, not a curated record.